Molecule: messenger RNA, 336 nt
Organism: Myotis lucifugus (little brown bat)
Lineage: Eukaryota; Metazoa; Chordata; Mammalia; Chiroptera; Vespertilionidae
Product: T-cell leukemia/lymphoma protein 1A-like
Exons: 1
Coding region: 1-336 (111 amino acids)
Biological process (GO): positive regulation of peptidyl-serine phosphorylation
Molecular function (GO): protein serine/threonine kinase activator activity
Source: RefSeq, a predicted model, not a curated record
AUGGCCGAGCUCCCAUCAAAGGUACACCUCACCUCGCACCCCAAGUGCCUGAGGAUCCUUGAGCACUUAGUAUAUGAGGACGAGAAGCAUCGCACAUGGCUGCAUCUCUUCAUGGACACAGGUGUCAUGCAGGUACGCUUGCGCCUGGAAGACAUCCCCAGUCAGCAUAUUGCCCUCAGCACCAGCCCGCAGACCUUGAGCACCAUGCCUUGGAUGUGGACGCUCCAUUCUGGCAGCCAGUACGUGGACCCCUUAAACCGGUUCUGGCGCAUCGUGCACCACGUCAAGGAGAAUGGCGUGGAGGAAAUGAUCCUUGAGCUGAUGGCCGACUUGUAG